This is a messenger RNA of Loa loa (African eye worm), 453 nucleotides long. RefSeq lists its product as hypothetical. NCBI's taxonomy places the organism in Eukaryota, Metazoa, Nematoda, Chromadorea, Rhabditida, Onchocercidae. The record is from RefSeq and is a predicted model, not a curated record. The transcript is spliced from 2 exons. The coding region runs from base 1 to 453 and encodes 150 amino acids.
AUGCAGACGCUGAAGGAAUAUCUAGAACAUCGUGAAACGCACAGAAAAUAUACGUGCACUUGGCGCGAAUGUAGAAUGAAAUUCUUUACCCAAGAGGGACUUCGAGAUCAUUACGAAAUACAUCAAUCUAAAGCUCAACGUGAAAAUUCUAGCGAUUCCUUUCCUUCUAAGCAUAAACUGCAAGAAUAUAACCAACGAUGCCACGGAGUUAGAGACCCAAGGGAAGAAAAUCCACAGUUGGAACAUAUUUUGGCAGACACACGAAAUCAUCACACUGCCGGUCAAAGUUCAGCAAGUCAACAAGAUCGCUCGAAUGAUGAGUAUCCCUCAGAAAAAUUUAACAUCUUGGACGAUCUCGAUGGUGACAUCUUCGACUAUCUUAACAUCCCCGACGAUGUUGUUGUUAAUAUCGAAGAUAUCGACAUCGACAACUUCGAUGGUAAUAUCUUCUAA